AGCUCCAACAGCUCACGAUAACACAAAAAGAAUAAUUGACAAGAAAUCAAUUGCAUGAGGCGUUUGCCGUGCAGCCACAGAACAAUGAACUGCGCACAGCUUCUUAUGCGCAACAGCCUGCGGGCAAGCAGCCGCACCGCCUUUGCCAAAUCUGCUUCACAGUCCCAAUGCUUGAGGACGAGACCGGCGUCAUCAGCAUCCCGGACGAUCCACCGCAGACACAUGUCCUCGACCGUCGCUCGAUCCAACAAGACGCCGGCAGCCGAUGACCCCAACUUUGUAUCGAUUGUCGAUUUGCAGCCGCAGACUGUGCGCGCGGGGAAGCGCCAUGGCCCUGGAAUCAUUCUUCUCGCCCUCAUGCCCAUCACCGCCUUCAUCCUCGGCACAUGGCAAGUCCAGCGCCUGGGCUGGAAAUCCCGCCUCAUCGCCAAAUCCGAAGACCGCCUCGUCCGCGAUCCCCUCCCCCUGCCGCCACACAUCGACCCCUCCGUGAUUAGCGACUUCGACUUCCGCCGUGUCCUCGCCACGGGCACGCUGCGCCACGACCAGGAGAUGCUCGUGGGCCCGCGCAUGCGCAACGGCGAGGACGGCUACAUGGUCAUCACGCCGCUGGAGCGCAAGGACGGCUCCACGAUUCUCGUCAACCGCGGGUGGAUCAGCAAGAAGCACCGCAGCCAGAGGACAAGGCCGGACAGCCUGGUCAAGGGAGAGGUCACGAUAGAGGGACUGCUGCGCGAGCCGUGGAAAAAGAACAGAUUUACUCCUGAAAAUAGGCCCGACAAGGGGGAGUUCUACUUCCCCGAUGUCCACCAGAUGGCUGCCUUGACUGGAAGUCAGCCGGUGUGGGUGGAAGCCACUAUGGAGCCCGAGUUUUUACGCAUGAUGGACUAUGAAGCCCGUGGUAUUCCCUUCGGGCGACCCGCCGAGGUCACCCUGAGAAACAACCACGCCCAAUACAUCUUUACAUGGUAUGGGCUGAGCUUUGCCACCUCAAUCAUGCUGUACAUGGUGCUCAAGAAGCCCCCGUCCAACGUUGCACGCCGUGUCCGAGCUAGCGGGCACAUGUAAAGAAUGGCGAGACGCUGUAAGUGUAAAGAAAAGGGGCAAGGGUAAAGAGGAAGAGGAAGGGAGCUGUUACCUGCCGUCUUCGUCUUUCGUCUUGCUUUAAUAAUCAUCAUCCUCAGGGAACACCAAAGAUUCGUUAUCAGAUUCGCCAUCGUCGUCCUCAUCUCGCUUGCGCUUUUCACCUGCGUGGGUAGGAGAAGGGGGGCUUGGAACAAACGGGCGAAGGCCAGUGACAGAUUCUGACUGGGCAUUGACGAGAGGUUGCUGAACUUGAAUGCCUGACUGUUGGGCGACGGGAUAAGCGGGCUGGUAUCCGGGGUUGUUGCUUCUCAGCAGCUGCUGAAGCUCCCGCGGAAGGUUGUGGCUGGCCAGGUGGAAGAGAGAUUGUUCAGCGUUGAUGACGCGUUGUCUAUUAGUGUACAGUAUAUUGUUAGCAUCAUGGAAAGGCAUCAUGGAAUAUUCCCCAAUCAACAUGUAUAGAUAGAGAUAUUUUACAAUGAAAAGAUAGAGAAGAAAAAGAAGUACUCACCUGUG
Messenger RNA from Trichoderma atroviride IMI 206040, 1599 nucleotides. RefSeq lists its product as uncharacterized. Lineage: Eukaryota; Fungi; Ascomycota; Sordariomycetes; Hypocreales; Hypocreaceae. The record is from RefSeq and is a predicted model, not a curated record. Gene Ontology annotation, biological process: mitochondrial respiratory chain complex IV assembly. Gene Ontology annotation, cellular component: membrane; mitochondrion.